AUGAGUUCAUCAAAGAGAUCCCUGAAGGAGAUUCUGGAUUCUGAAUACGUCGAGGAGAGCGAUGGUGAUAGAGAAGGCAUGCUCGAUGGGGAACUGUCAGACGAUGAAGACAUGAACGAUCCAAAUAUGUGUAACGAGUGUAAGGAUAUGGCCACCGGAAUGAUAUGUAAUGACUGUGAGGAGAACUUCUGUGUAGUGUGCUUUGAGAUGUUGCAUAGAGGGGGUAAAAGAAGAGGUCACGAAUACGUGAAAGUAGGCGAGGAUGCCCAUAAUGAGUCCCAUGGUAGCAAUGGCGCCAAAUCAGAAUCUUUACCAGAGAAUGAAGAAGAUCAAAGAAAGCUUAUUGAGAGUCUGAACGGCGUAAAAGAGAAGGAUGAAGUUAAGAUCCAGUCAACUACGCUUGGCACAAACUCCAUUGAUGACAAACUCUUGGCAAUUCUUAACAAGAAUGCGUAUUUCGUUCCAAUGAGAUUGACCCCUGAUGAGAGGCACCUUCUGAGAUUACUUGAAGCGGCUUUACAAGUCUCUGAAUAUACCGAUCGUGUUGACAUUUUGUCAUACAAAUCGAAGGCCAAGAGAAUUGUAGAACAAUUGAAGGAAGUUUGUUCUGUCUUGUCUGGUUUAGUUGUUGCCUCUGAUAUGAAAAUCGGUAAGAAACUUCUUGAGAUGAAGAACUUUAGUGAUAAUGCCAAAUGGUUUCAAGAUAUCUUCGAGGUUGGAAGGCGUUACAAGAUCAUGAAUCCAGAGAGGAUGAGAGAUACUUAUGGGAAACUUUGUUAUAUGGUGAUGGACUCUCGCCUUCCUCAGAUCGAGGACCACAUGGAAUUUCAUUUAUUCAAACCUAUUAAAACUGUCCAUUCAUUCUUGAGUUCCAAACCUGAAGAUCAAGGGAAAGCAUUGGGUAUGCUGAACGAUAAAAUGGCACUCAUUGCGACAUCAAGUAUUACUCCGGCGGGCAAGACGAGGAACCAAAUAAACAGACUAAUCAAGCAAAAGGAGACCGCCAUAGAAAACUUAGCCUCGAAAUACCAUAGUAAGUACUACUCCAAGGAAGAUAUUCGUCAAGCCUUAUAUUCUAUCGGUGACUAUAACGCUUACAUCAAUAUCAAUAGACGUCCGAUCAUGAGAAUGCUCGAAAGACUUGAAUUGUUUCGCCAUCAGGAUGUUGCUGAAAAAUACUCUAUCGGAAUUCAGUACGGAAGAAAUGGUUCUCGUUUGACUCACGAUCAUGAAAGGCAGUGGCAUUACGUGCAACAGUCCUUAACUCUGUGGUCAAUCAUCCAGAGGGAGAUGGUCCAUUUGUGGUACUUAGCAGACAUCGAUCUUUUCGAUGGCACCCAAUAUAGGCUAGCAUCAACGGGACAUGGCUUAAACCGUAUCAAGACGUGUCCCGCCAUCUAUAAGGAGAUGCACAAGAUUAUAACUGAGUGCCGCUCCAAAACUAAGUCAUGGGUGGGAUCCUCUGUGGUUCAUCUAGGAGACGAUGCAGUCCCCAAUGCGCUGUUCUUCCUCGACAAAUAUACCCAAGUACCAUCAAUUUUAAUUCCGUUUGAUCAGACCCUAAUGAAAAUCAAUGAACUGGUCCAAAAUGAUGAAUUGCUAUUGGAAUAUAUCAACAAAGAAUAUGGGUCUGUGGAAGAUUUGAAGCUAACCAUCUUACAAGACGCUUUCGCACACAUGUUCGACGGUUCAGGUGCAGACAAUUUCUAUAUGAGCGGCUCCUGCAUUGAUGGCAGAUUGACAUCGGCAUGGAAUCACUGUAAUGAGAUUGCAAAGAAGAAGUAUUACAACAUUUUCUUACUAACUUCUUUUACAGGGUUUAAUGGCUCCGAAGGCUUUUCCUCUUGA
Torulaspora delbrueckii is the source of this 1848-nucleotide messenger RNA. RefSeq lists its product as uncharacterized. Gene Ontology annotation, molecular function: zinc ion binding. The transcript has a single exon. Lineage: Eukaryota; Fungi; Ascomycota; Saccharomycetes; Saccharomycetales; Saccharomycetaceae. The record is from RefSeq and is a predicted model, not a curated record. Bases 1 to 1848 code for a protein of 615 amino acids.